CAAUCUACUGAGCCAAUCUGCGUGAUGAUUAUUAUCCGUGUAUAACGAAAUUUACUGUUAUUACUGUAUAACUAGUGGGCUAAGCCAUGAACUGUAAACACUAGAUAAGAGUUUAAACUCAUUUCCGUUCAGAACAAAGCGUAUUCUCCCUUUAUUUCCUAUUAAUAUUAAAGAUUGUUAACUAGUCAAUAUGGAUGGGACCUGGGUGCUUAUCUUGCUAGCUCUGGUGAUGCUGGUGGGCUCCUACGUAGCUGGGAGUAUACCACUAAAUGUGACUAUGUCUGAGGACAAACUCAAAAAAGUGACAGUGUUUGGAGCAGGCCUCCUCGUAGGCACAGCACUAGCGGUUAUUAUCCCUGAGGGUGUCCGCUCCCUGUUCAGCGAACACUCAGCACCGACAGUUGUUACUAAGGACUUUACAGCACAGCCUCCAAUGCAUGAUGAUAAGGAUUUGCACAGUGUUAUUGGGAUUACUUUGGUUCUUGGAUUCGUGUUUAUGCUGCUAGUCGACCAGAUGUCCUCGCGAUACAAUGAGACUGGCAAUCCUCAGGAGAGGAACAUGACUGCCACCGUGGGUCUUGUGGUGCAUGCUGCCGCUGACGGCGUUGCCCUAGGCGCUGCAGCGACCACGUCCCACAGAGAUGUGGAAAUUAUCGUAUUCUUAGCCAUCAUGCUGCAUAAAGCACCUGCUGCUUUUGGACUCGUCACAUUCCUUCUCCACGCUGGCUUGGACAGAAACCGUAUCCGCAAGCAUCUGCUGAUCUUCUCAUGCGCCGCGCCGCUGCUCGCCAUGCUAACGUAUUUCGGCAUCGGGAAUGAAAGCAAGCAGACACUCAGCGAUUUCAACGCUACUGGUAUAGCGAUGUUAUUCUCAGCGGGCACCUUCCUCUACGUGGCCACGGUACACGUUUUGCCCGAGCUCACCCACUCCUCCCACACACACGCCUUACUAGGGGAGGCGCCUAAGGGCUUCGGGGGUUUGCAGUUCUGCGAGGUACUCAUAUUGACCGUCGGCGCGUUGUUGCCAGCUCUACUCACUAUGGGACAUGAACAUUAGGUACAUCAUACUCUCCCACUCCCAGCCUUACAAGGGGAGGCGCCUAAGGGCUUCGGGGGCUUGCAGUUCUGCGAGGUACUCAUAUUGACCGUCGGCGCGUUGUUGCCAGCUCUACUCACUAUGGGACAUGAACAUUAGGUACAUCAUACUCUCCCACCCACACGCCUUACUAGGGGAGGCGCCUAAGGGCUUCGGGGGUUUGCAGUUCUGCGAGGUACUCAUAUUGACCGUCGGCGCGUUGUUGCCAGCUCUACUCACUAUGGGACAUGAACAUUAGGUACAUCAUACUCUCCCACCCACACGCCUUACUAGGGGAGGCGCCUAAGGGCUUUAGGGGCUUGCAGUUCUGCGAGGUGCUCAUAUUGACCGUCGGCGCGUUAUUGCCAGCUCUACUCACUAUGGGACAUGAGCAUUAGGUACAUCAUAUUCUCCCACCCACACGCCUUCCUAGGGGAGGCGCCUAAGGGCUUCGCGGGUUUGCAGUUCUGCGAGGUGCUCAUAUUGACCGUAGCCGCGUUGUUGCCAGCUCUACUCACUAUGGGACAUGAGCAUUAGGUACAUCAUAUUCUCCCACCCACACGCCUUCCUAGGGGAGGCGCCUAAGGGCUUCGGGGGUUUGCAGUUCUGCGAGGUGCUCAUAUUGACCGUAGCCGCGUUGUUGCCAGCUCUACUCACUAUGGGACAUGAACAUUAGGUACAUCAUACUCUCCCACCCACACGCCUUACGUGACGUUUUUAACUAAAAGGUACCACAUUGUCGGUUGUCAAUAAGGUUGAUUUCAAAUUCAAUCUUUAUGGAGAUAGCACCUUAUUGACAAGCGACAAUAAGUACCCUUUUAGUUGAGAAUGGCACAUAUGAAGGCAUUUGUUUGACUACUAUAUGUAUAGGGUGUCCCUAAAAGUAUGAUUAGAUCUAUAUUUUUGAAGACAUCCCAUAAUUUCUUUCUAAUUAGAAAUUUUUGUACGAAUUUAGGCGAGUGUAUUAUGGUUUAAGGGCGUCACACACGGCGAAGGUAUUAUAACAUUUUAUCUUAAGAUGCCUGGAUAGAAAAUAUAGUAUCUUAAGGUAUCACACACGGUUUAAGAUACGAUAAGUAGAUCCGCUCGAUAUCUUAAGAUAGUGUAAUAAUUGUAAUAUUAUUGUAUCCUUGUCGUUUGUAUCAUGUUGCGAUAUAUUUUGUAUCUUAAGAUAUCAUGUUAAGAUAUAUCUCGCACCUUAAGGCAUCUUCGCAUUGCUAGCCAUCUUAACAUAUAAUCUCCGUAUCUCUCGAUAUCUUAUGACACUGUAACAUGAAAAUAUGUCAUAACCGUCUGUGAUGGUUCAUAUAAAAUGUAUAGCGAGCUAUUUUAUGUUAAGGGGAUCCCAUGCCCCAAUGACCUUCGAUCUGAAUCCCUUAGUUUUCUAAUGUUUUUUGUAACUUAUCAAUCUUAUCAUAUUAACAACAACGGCUUUAAGCAAUAUAGUAUCCCAUGUUUACUUCGAGAUAUUUGGCGUUUACUUCAAACUUCAUUGUUUUCGAGAUAUUUGGCACAGGGACCGGCCCGCUAUCCCUUAUCGGGGUUUUAUAAGGGUAUUGCAUAAGGCUUAACUCACCAUACCCUUUGCCAGACGAAACCCUUUGUUUUGCUUUUAAAAAUCCUUAUAUAAAGCUACCACAUUUGAGUAAUCGGUAGCCCAAAUACCCUUACAAAACCCUUAUCAUCCGCUCACCAACACCUUGCAUAUUGCUUAUAAGGGUUAGCCUUAUAAAGGGCUUCCCUUUUAGCAUAUAAGCGUGCUAAUUUAAGUCGUCUACCUUGUUCAUAAAGCACACAUUACUUCGAAUCCGAGCGAUCGUCAGCGGCGACGGCGGCGUUCUUUGACUAGGCACGUAUUUUCUUUCCUUUUCAU
Messenger RNA from Cydia strobilella, 2948 nucleotides. It is a transcript of the gene Zip102B, whose product is annotated as zinc transporter ZIP9-A. Gene Ontology annotation, cellular component: membrane. Gene Ontology annotation, biological process: zinc ion transport; transmembrane transport. The record is from RefSeq and is a predicted model, not a curated record. Gene Ontology annotation, molecular function: metal ion transmembrane transporter activity. Lineage: Eukaryota; Metazoa; Arthropoda; Insecta; Lepidoptera; Tortricidae. The transcript has 6 exons. Bases 191 to 1057 code for a protein of 288 amino acids.